Messenger RNA from Antrostomus carolinensis (chuck-will's-widow), 741 nucleotides. RefSeq names its product ASNSD1 upstream open reading frame (gene ASDURF). NCBI's taxonomy places the organism in Eukaryota, Metazoa, Chordata, Aves, Caprimulgiformes, Caprimulgidae. The annotation marks the transcript as partial. The record is from RefSeq and is a predicted model, not a curated record. The transcript is spliced from 3 exons.
AUUAAAGAGCAGAAGGUUGUAGUUGAUGAGCUUUCUAACUUGAAGAAAAAUCGGAAAGUUUAUAGGCAGCAACCCAAUAGCAACAUAUUCUUCCUUGUAGACCGAACAGAAACGCUAUCUCAGUGCAAAAAUACAUUAGAUGAAUUAAAGAAGGCACAUCAGGAGAUGGAAAAUUCAGAAAAGACUAAAAUCAAGAAAUAAUCCAUCUGAAUUCAAAGUCACAAUGUGUGGUAUUUGUUGCGUUGUUACCUUGUGUAGCCAGCAUGCUAUUUAUGAUUUCUUUAAUGAAGACAUACUCUGCCAUCUUAGGAGAAGAGGACCAGACAGUAGCCAACAGUUGAUAAAAACUGCAUCUGAUCUCUCUUAUGAGUGUCUGUUUUCUGGCCAUGUACUUCACUUGAGGGGACUUCUGACUCCUCAGCCUCUGGAAGAUGCCAAUAACAAUAUUUUUCUUUGGAAUGGAGAAAUUUUCAAUGGAGUCCACGUAGGAGAUCUAGAGAAUGACACUCAAGUACUGUUUCAUCAUCUUGCAUUAUGCAGUACUGAAGCAGACAUUUUGUCACUGUUUUCAUCGCUUCGAGGUCCGUGGUCUUUUAUUUAUUAUCAAGCAUCUAGUCACAGUUUAUGGUUUGGUAGAGAUUAUUUUGGUCGUCGUAGUUUGCUUUGGCAAAUCAGGAAUGAGGACAGUGUUUUCUGUCUCACAUCUGUAAGUGUUUAUUCUGAAUCAGGUAACCAGUGGCA